AUCAUCCUGGCUCAUCUCAGCUAAUCCUGGCUGACUGGGUCGUAAGCUUCGUGGGCCAAGGGCAACGGGCGAACGCCAUAUACCGCAUUUACCCGAUAGAGCGAUUCCCUUGCAUAUCUUGCAGUUGAUGAUCUAUCUCUAAGAAAAGUGUGACGACUCGAGUCUUUUUCCAGCUGCCUCUGGCUUGAAAUCUUUCAGGGUGAGCAGAUUGGCAGCAGUCUUUGCAAACUUCGGAGUUGUAAACACCCCAGGUACUCCGGAUUGAUCGUUCCCUUUGAGACAGGCUGGCCAUCAUGAGCGAGGCAUUCGACCUUAUCGUUGUGGGAACUGGCUGGUAUGGUCUAGCUGCCGCCAAAACUUACACUGAGCUGCACCCUCGUGACAAUGUGGCUGUACUCGAGACCAAUUCUUCGCUGGGGGGCGUUUGGGCAGAAGACCGCCUGUAUCCUGGUCUCAAAUCGAAUAACAUGUUGGGCACUUACGAGUAUCCCGAUUUCCGCAUGGACGAGGCUACCUAUGGUGUGAAAUCUGGCCAGCAUAUUCCAGGAACUGUUCUGCACCAAUACCUCACAGACUAUGCCAAGAAGUUUGGUGUGUAUGAGCGUAUCCAGUUCAAUACGAGGGUCACGUCUGCAGAACCUUCGGAAGAUGGUGACUGGCUCCUAAGAACUUCAUCGGCUGAGAAUAAAGUCUUCCAGACCAAAAAGCUGAUAAUCGCCACCGGAUUGACUUCCGAGCCUUACGUACCAAAAUUGCCCGGCGCUCAGGAUUUCAAGGGUCAGAUCUUCCACGUCAGAGAUUUUGCAGGCAAGGCCGAUACCUUGAAGGAAGCGAAAAAUGUCGUGGUCGUCGGAGGCGCAAAGUCCGCUUGGGACGUAGCGUAUGCCUAUGCAAAGGCUGGGGCUCAAGUAGACAUGGUAAUCCGGAAAUCAGGACAUGGUCCAGUAUGGAUGGCUCCACCCUACGUUACGCCUCUCAAGAAGUGGCUGGAAAAACUCGUGCAUACUCGCUUCUUGACCUGGCUGAGCCCCUGCGUCUGGGGGGAUGAAGAUGGCUAUUCCAGCAUUCGACACUUUCUGCAUGGGACCCUUAUUGGCCGAGGUAUUGUCAGUACUUUUUGGAAGAUUCUUGGUGGCGAUGUCAUUUCUCUCAACAAGUAUGACUCGCAUCCGGAGUUGAAGAAGCUGAAGCCGUGGGAUCCGGCCUUCUACAUUGGGAGCUCCUUGAGCAUCCACAACUACCCGACAAGUUUCUUUGACCUCGUUAGGGAGGGCAGAAUUAGGGUCAACAUUGAUGAGAUUACUGGUGUUGGACCAGAAUCUAUCAACCUGGCCUCGGGGCAAAAGCUCAAGGCUGACGUGGCAGUGUUGGCGACAGGAUGGAGAAAAGAACCAUCUGUCGAAUUCAUCAAGGGCAGCGAGGCUGAAGUAGGGCAACAUCAUUCGCCCGCAGACCUAGAGGCCUUGACCAAGCAAGCUGACCACGAAAUUCUGGAGCGAUUCCCGAGUCUGAAGACGCAGCCGGAAAGAACGAAUCAACUCCAGGAGAAAUUGGCUGAGCGAAUGAACCAGCCACUUCGCAUGUACAGAUUCAUGGUACCGCCAGCAAUGGUGCCCAAGCGUAACCUUGCCUUUGUCGGCAUGUCAUCGUCAAUCACCACUUCAAUUGUGGCUACCGUUCAGGCACUCUGGAUUUCAGCCUUUUUCGACGGCAAGUUGGACAGGCUCCCCAGUUCAGAAGACGACAUCAAAUGGGAGACAGUCCUACAUAGUCAGUUUGGCCGAUGGAGAUAUCCUAUCGGUUAUGGCCCAUGUUUCCCUGACUUCGUCUUCGAUGCUGUCCCUUAUGUCGAUAUGCUGCUAAGAGAUGUCAACCUAGAGUCGCAUCGAAAGCGAGGUAAAAUGGCCGACAUGUUCGACCCUUAUGGACCGGAGGAUUAUGUCGGGCUCAUCGAUGAGUGGAAGACAGGACAUGCAUAAGCUGAGCCGCGUCGACGAUAAAAGUCGAGUGUGAAUAAUGAAUAACAACAUUAGUGUAGCAUGCUGCCCAUACCGAAAGCUCUGUAUAAGAGCAGAAUAUAAGAGCGUC
This is a messenger RNA of Exophiala oligosperma, 2088 nucleotides long. RefSeq lists its product as uncharacterized. Gene Ontology annotation, molecular function: NADP binding; flavin adenine dinucleotide binding. NCBI's taxonomy places the organism in Eukaryota, Fungi, Ascomycota, Eurotiomycetes, Chaetothyriales, Herpotrichiellaceae. The record is from RefSeq and is a predicted model, not a curated record. Bases 294 to 1979 code for a protein of 561 amino acids. The transcript is spliced from 2 exons.